Pan troglodytes (chimpanzee) is the source of this 2434-nucleotide messenger RNA. RefSeq names its product ribonuclease/angiogenin inhibitor 1 (gene RNH1). Gene Ontology annotation, molecular function: protein binding. Bases 873 to 2258 code for a protein of 461 amino acids. The transcript is spliced from 11 exons. The record is from RefSeq and is a predicted model, not a curated record. Gene Ontology annotation, cellular component: cytoplasm. NCBI's taxonomy places the organism in Eukaryota, Metazoa, Chordata, Mammalia, Primates, Hominidae.
CUCGCGUGGCCGUCAAGCCCUCUAGUGCCUUAGAUUCCAGCGAGCUACGCAAGCAAUCCUGGCCCAGCCGAGCUUGCUUCCCCAAAUCCCGUAAUCCUUGACCUUAUUCCCCCAAAGAAGCGGCCUCCCGGGAAGGAGCGUCCUGGCGGAGAAGACUCGAACGGCUCCCACAGCCGGGCGUUGGGGGAAAGGUGGGCGGUCUUGGUCGUGCGAGGUCGGGGAGGGAGGGUCCUCCGCCCUCCAUUGCGGAGCCUCGCUCCGGGACCACCGGGGGACCGGACGCCUGGCCGCGAAGCUGCCGCCUGGGGCUGCGGGGAGGAGAGCAACAUAACUGGAACGGCACUUAGGGGCCGGUGUCAGGGUUGUCACCGGGGUUGGCGGAAAUGACGAAGGGGCCCCAGGCACGUCGUGUUACUGGGCGAGGUUCUAGCCAAGGUGCCCACGCGCCUUGGGGGAAACCAGAAGACUUCUGCACCGUUUCCCGAGGACAGUUUGGCAGUGUUUCAGAAGGGCCUUAGAACCAGGCAGGCCCCCUUCUAGGAUGGUGGAAAGCCUAAAGAUCUGAAAACGGUCUCAAGUGUCGUCUUAGCGAUUGGCCGACUAAACCGAAUGCAAGCCGGAGACUGCACACGAUGUUGCCGUUAACAGUUACACUGGGCCGGGCAGUCAGAGGCGGGCGGAUCACCUGAGGUCAGGAGUUCGAGAACAGCCUGGCCAACAUGCCACAACAAAUCAUCGUCAACCUGUUCCACCUUCUCCAGUCUGGUAGCAAAAAGGGGUGUCUCAGAAUCUCCGGCCUGUGAAACCGUGAGGGGAUUCGGCCAAGACGUCCUUCCCUCUGCCUCCCACCCAGGCCACUCUUCACCUCCACCAUGAGCCUGGACAUCCAGAGCCUGGACAUCCAGUGUGAGGAGCUGAGCGACGCUAGAUGGGCCGAGCUCCUCCCUCUGCUCCAGCAGUGCCAAGUGGUCAGGCUGGACGACUGUGGCCUCACGGAAGCACGGUGCAAGGACAUCAGCUCUGCACUUCGAGUCAACCCUGCACUGGCAGAGCUCAACCUGCGCAGCAACGAGCUGGGCGAUGUCGGCGUGCAUUGCGUGCUCCAGGGCCUGCAGAGCCCCUCCUGCAAGAUCCAGAAGCUGAGCCUCCAGAACUGCUGCCUGACGGGGGCCGGCUGCGGGGUCCUGUCCAGCACACUACGCACCCUGCCCACCCUGCAGGAGCUGCACCUCAGCGACAACCUCUUGGGGGAUGCGGGCCUGCAGCUGCUCUGCGAAGGACUCCUGGACCCCCAGUGCCGCCUGGAAAAGCUGCAGCUGGAGUAUUGCAACCUCUCGGCUGCCAGCUGCAAGCCCCUGGCCUCCGUGCUCAGGGCCAAGCCGGACUUCAAGGAGCUCACGGUUAGCAACAACGACAUCAAUGAGGCUGGCGUCCGUGUGCUGUGCCAGGGCCUGAAGGACUCCCCCUGCCAGCUGGAGGCGCUCAAGCUGGAGAGCUGCGGUGUGACGUCAGACAACUGCCGGGACCUGUGCGGCAUUGUGGCCUCCAAGGCCUCGCUGCGGGAGCUGGCCCUGGGCAGCAACAAGCUGGGUGAUGUGGGCAUGGCGGAGCUGUGCCCAGGGCUGCUCCACCCCAGCUCCAGGCUCAGGACCCUGUGGAUCUGGGAGUGUGGCAUCACUGCCAAGGGCUGCGGGGAUCUGUGCCGUGUCCUCAGGGCCAAGGAGAGCCUGAAGGAGCUCAGCCUGGCCGGCAACGAGCUGGGGGAUGAGGGUGCCCGACUGCUGUGUGAGACCCUGCUGGAACCUGGCUGCCAGCUGGAGUCGCUGUGGGUGAAGUCCUGCAGCUUCACAGCCGCCUGCUGCUCCCACUUCAGCUCAGUGCUGGCCCAGAAUAAGUUUCUCCUGGAGCUACAGAUAAGCAACAACAGGCUGGAGGAUGCGGGCGUGCAGGAGCUCUGCCAGGGCCUGGGCCAGCCUGGCUCUGUGCUGCGGGUGCUCUGGUUGGCCGACUGCGAUGUGAGUGACAGCAGCUGCAGCAGCCUCGCCGCGACCCUGUUGGCCAACCACAGCCUGCGUGAGCUGGACCUCAGCAACAACUGCCUGGGGGACGCGGGCAUCCUGCAGCUGGUGGAGAGCGUCCGGCAGCCGGGCUGCCUCCUGGAGCAGCUGGUCCUGUACGACAUUUACUGGUCUGAGGAGAUGGAGGACCGGCUGCAGGCCCUGGAGAAGGACAAGCCAUCCCUGAGGGUCAUCUCCUGAGGCUCUUCCUGCCGCUGCUCUCCCUGGACGACCGGCCUCGAGGCAACCCUGGGGCCCACCAGCCCCUGCCAUGCUCUCACCCUGCAUAUCCUAGGUUUGAAGAGAAACGCUCAGAUCCGCUUAUUUCUGCCAGUAUAUUUUGGACACUUUAUAAUCAUUAAAGCACUUUCUUGGCA